AUGCCCGCCACCCUCUUCACCAACGGCCGCAUCUUCCAGUCGGGCGUGCGGCCGGGGACCAACGCCGGGCUGCAUGGGGAGCCGACGUUUGCCGAGAGCCUGCUGGUCCGGGGCGACGUGAUCGAGUACGUGGGGCCCGCGAGCGAACUACCACCAGCGGCCGACGAUGACACGGUGACGGUGCGCGACCUAAGCGGCCGGACGGUGCUACCAGGUUUUGUUGACGGCCAUAUGCAUCUGAUGCUGCUUGGGCAGUCGCUCAACAAGCUGGACCUCGGCGCAUGCACGUCGCUGCGCGACAUCCAGGCCGCCAUCCGCGCCCACGCCGCCGCGGACCCCGACGCCCCACGCAUCCUGUGCAGGAACUGGAUGCACAGCAUGACGGACCCGACAGGCGGCGUGUCGGCCGCAGACCUCGACACGCUCGACGACGCCGCCCGCCCCAUCUUUGUUGACUCCAAGGACUUGCACUCGACGUGGUGCAGCUCGUCGGCGCUGGCCGAGCUGGGCGCCGAGGCCUGGCCGCCCGUGCCCGGCGGCAAGGCCGAGCGCGACGGCGACGGCAGGUUAACGGGCGUCAUCAGCGAGGCCGCAAACUUCACUUACGUGUGGCCGCACCUCGCGCAGGCCGCCGCCAUGGCCGACCGCGUCGCCGCCAUCAAGGCAGCCGUCGCCGCAUACCAUGCUGCUGGCUACACGGGGCUGAUCGACAUGGCCAUGGACGAGGGCUCGUGGGAGGCGCUGCAAGCACUACAAGCCGCCGAUAGCCGCAUCCCCAUGCGCAUUGCCGCGUAUUGGCUGAUCCGGCCGGGGCAGAGCGACGCCGAGCACGCGGCGCAGGUCGACCGUGCCAUCGAGCUCGCCCGCGCCCACGACGCCGCGUCCUCGCCCGACUGCCGCGUCGUCGGCAUCAAGGUCAUCUGCGACGGCGUCGUCGACGCCUGCACGGCCGGGCUGUCAGAGCCCUACACGCACAAUGGCGCGAAUGUCUACCCGACGUGGACGGCCGCGCAGCUGGCGCCCGUCGUGCAGCGCGCCGACGCCGCUGGCCUGCAGGUCGCCAUCCACGCCAUCGGUGACGCGACCGUCACCGCGGCCGCCGACGUGCUGACGGCGCAUGCGAGCCCGGUGCGCCGCCCGCGCGUCGAGCACGUCGAGCUGGCCAGCGCCGCCGACGCCGCGCGCCUCGGCGCCGCGCGCAUCACGGCGUCGGUGCAGCCGGUCCACGCAGACCCGGCGAUCCUGCGCGCGUGGCCGGCACUGCUGGGCGCGUCCCGGUGCGGGCGCGCGUUCGCGUACCGCGAGCUCGCCGACGCGGGCGCCCCGCUCGCGCUCGGCAGCGACGCGCCGACGGCCCCGCACUCGCCGCUCGGCAACGUCUACGUCGGCACCACGCGGAAAUCGUUCCGCGACCCGGCGGCGCUGGACCAGCCUGUGAACCCGCACUUUGCCCUCGGGCUGUGCGAGGCCGUCGCGGCAGCGACCGAGGGUGCGGCGUAUAGCUGCUUUGAUGAUGGCCGGAUAGGCGUGUUGAAGAAGGGCCACAAGGCCGACUUUGUCCUUGUCGAUAUGCAGUGGGAUUGCGAGAAGCUGCUCGAGGCGAGGACGGUCGAGACGUGGUUCGCCGGGGAGAAGGUCUGGGCGGCGGAGGCGGAGGCGGAGUGA
This is a messenger RNA of Lasiosphaeria miniovina, 1665 nucleotides long. RefSeq names its product amidohydrolase 3. The record is from RefSeq and is a predicted model, not a curated record. NCBI's taxonomy places the organism in Eukaryota, Fungi, Ascomycota, Sordariomycetes, Sordariales, Lasiosphaeriaceae. The transcript has a single exon. Gene Ontology annotation, molecular function: hydrolase activity, acting on carbon-nitrogen (but not peptide) bonds. Bases 1 to 1665 code for a protein of 554 amino acids.